AGAUUUUAUAACCACAAAGACCGUCGACGUAGUUUGUGCUCGGAGAGACGUUUUCCUUUCAAGAAUAAUUGCGCGGAGAGACGAGAUGUUUGUUUUCUAAAUCUCAUGGUUUAGCAUCUCGAGCGCGUUUCCGUUUCCGAACUCCGUGGAACCUGCGCGGAAGAGAGCGGCCCACACACGUACAUGUGCUGAAUUGUGUAUUUUUCAUAGAAGAAUUAAGCAGCAUUCUUCAGUGAGAAAUUUUUUGUGUGUGUAUAUAUAUAUAUUUUUUUUUAUAUAUACGUAUAUAUAUAUAUAUAUAUAUAUAUAUGUAUUGAGGACACAUAGGGUUUUAUAUAUAAACAGAACAAGAAAUACAGUCAUGUUGGGAAAACAGAUGUCGGGUUCAAAAGAGAAGGACAGAGACAAUAAUGUUUCCAAGUUGGAGUCAAAGUGCAAGCUAAUCAUGAAGUGGACUCCGCCGAGAGAAAAACAUUUAUAUUUCAGACAACGAUUUGGAUCGCCCAGAAUGUUAAGCCGUUCGUUUCCACAAAGAAAGAAAACCUUAUCUUAUUACAAAACAAGAAACUUCUCAACCUGUGAUAUUGUCGGUUCGAAAGGAGACGCAUCAGUUUUUGUAUCGCCGAAGUCAAGUUUGGGAAACAGUUUUCAAUCAAUCAAUUCGAAUAAAUUAUCGAGAGAAUUAUCCAGAUCGGCCAAGAUAAUGAAAGCGCUUACUUCGAGCUCCAACUUGCUCGGCCACAGACACAGAAGUAUAAGAAAAUCAUUGAAUUUUAGUCCGAAUUCAAGUCCGCGAAAGAGAAGCAGUAGUUCUGUUAGCAGUGACUCAUUGUCGCCCAUGUUCUUUCCUGAUAAAGUGAGACUUGAUUCAAGCUCAACUGACUCUUCCGCCAGCAUGUUGAUCGCAUCUACAGAAUCGAUUGACGAGAAUCAGAAUCAAACGCCUCAGCACAGUCGGAAGAUAGCGAACACACCGACCGACACAACUCCCAAGAUAGAAAAAACUGCUGAUAUAACAGCAUUUAAAUUGAAACUUCGAAGUAAACUCAGGGAAAGGAUUGACGGUCUUGUAAAUACAGCAGAAACACCUAGAAAUUCCUUCAGUAAGUCAAAUAUUGACGGCUGUGUGAUACUUGCUAGCACACCCAGGGAGUUGUCUCAUGACAUCAAUCAGGACGAGCACAAUAGGUCACUUACACCGGAAAACAUAAUGUUAAUUCCACAGACCAUGAGCGCCAUCAAAAAGAGCCAUAAAAAGGAAAAAUUGCAUUAUUUCGAAGAUCUAUUGUCCACACGGCAGAUGGAGGUUUCGAUAGCAGAUACAAAUCUGCAUACAAACGCAACGACAAAAUCGUUGGAAUCGCACGAGGCGAGCGAUAGUUUUUACAAUAUGACUCCCGUAAAGGAAACUCAGAAGAAGAAAAAAGUCGUUAAGAAGAUGCUCACUUAUAAGGACAGCGGGCUCAAUGAUACCAGAUCGCUUCUGAUGGAUCACGAUGCGGAGAACACUACACUAAGUAAAGAUGAUUCAGAUGAAAACAGAUCGGAUAAGUCGCGAGAUGACAAAAUACAGAAUAUUGAUUUGAUUGGUCGCGACGUUGUUGAACGUGAAAAAACUUCGCUAGAUAGCGACAUAGAUCUCACUCAAAACUACGACGAUGAGAAAGAAGAAAGUGACUGGUCCGAGAAAACCAAUUCCGAGAAAGAAUCUCAGUAUCCGCAAGAAGAAGCGUCACGUAAAGCGAACAAUGCGACAACGAGUGAAAGAAGAACGGUGUCUCCGGAACGCGAGUCAACUAGUUUUCAAGACGACAAUAACGCAGCAACUACACCCGACAAUCACAUAAACCUUUUGAAGCAGGUGUGCACGGAAUCGAUUAAAAAGUCGCACAAAAAGGUAAAAUAUGAAAAAAGAAAAGCUUUAUCUCAGAAACAGAUUCUUCAUCAGACAAUGGAAAUAGAUAAAGCGUCGGAAGACACCGAUCGUCACAAAGAUGAAGCGAACGACAAAAAUGCGAUCACAACUCCAACUUCGACUCGUCAGAAUUCCGGUCGUCCGGUCACACCCGAGGUUUUGAAUUCCAGCAGACUCUUACUGUCUCAAUUUUAUUCGAUCAAAAAGUCACAUAAAAAAGACAAGGAAAAAAAAGAAAAGGUCCAGUCCAGCGCGAUCAAACAUCACAAAUAUUCGAAAACAAAUAGCAACUGGUCGAAAGAUGACGGGGAAACUAGCGCUGAUGCGAACACCUCGCGGAACAACGUGUCGCUCCAGUUAGCGGAUUCUCUUGACGACGUGUUGAUCAAGAAGGGAAAGAGAUCAUUGAGAAUGUCCUUGUAUGGCAACAAGAAGAGUACAGACGCGGAUGACGAAUUUAAGAUCUACACUCCGAUCAAGAGAAGACCGUUGAUUCCGCUCGCUAAUAGCGCGAACAAACCGUCGUCACAGGAGAAGACCAAGCUCACGGAAGCGACGUCGAAAGAAAUCGAUUGCUUCAGAUGCACAACACCGGUGGCGCGUCAUUGCGUCGCGUCUGAGAAAAAUAGAGAAUCGGAAGCACACAGUUCGAACGACGUACUAGCGGAUGCCGGAAAUCGAACUCGCAACAAUGGCGCAUCGACUCCGACGAAUACAUGUUCGACGACGGAGCUACGUCACAAUAUCGACUCUAUCAAAGCGUCGCACAAGAAAGAGAAGCUCGACCGCAGCGGCGUUUGCAGAAAGCAGAUUUUAGAAAAGAACCAGCUCUACACCAUCAAGAACAUCAGUUUCGCAGAUACGUCGAGCGAAGAUCAUUCGUUGGAAGACGAUAUUGGCUACACCGAAACGGGAACGUGCAGUAACACAUGUGGAUUGAGUGCGGACAAAAACCGCGAGGGAAUUAUUAUUCGCGAAACAUUGGCGAGUCGAGCGGAAAAUAGCAGUGAAAAUUCAAAGGAAUUGAAGUUCUCCGUCGUUGCAACGCCUCCGAACGACUCGAAUAUCGCCAAGUUGAUCAGACUGUCUCACACAACUUCCAUAAAGAAAUCUCACAAAAAGGAACGUGACAAUAAUGCUCAAGCUAAGUACAUAUUUAUGAGCGAGGAACACGACUUGUCCGACGACGGAUCGAUAUUCAAUGAGGAAGAUCGAUUGAUUUCUGACGAAUUUCAGAACCUGUACCACGACAAUAUGACAAACGACAACUCGAUAUAGAUUAUUAGACUAUGAAAGUACACGCUCUAUAUGAAUUAUGACAGCGCGUCGCGACAAUAAUGUGUAAAUAACAUAGGAUGGAUUGAUUUUUUUUUAAAUAGCACAGACAAAUUAACGAAGAGAAUAUUAUUAUUAUUUGACAAAGUUUUAGCGUACUAUUUCUAGUUACUUUUUUGAUUUGCCAACGUAUCUGCGGAUUUUUAUCCGUCCGCGAUGAUUUAGUAGAAAGAUUUUUCUCGACUUUGAAUCAAACUUAAGUUAAGAAACAACACAACAUUCACGUAACUUGAGAAAAAGUAUAUAAUAUAAAAAUUAUCAACAUCUCGUUGAUUUUCAUAUACGAGAAAGGUCUAAAAAAAAAAAAAAAAAAAAA
Molecule: messenger RNA, 3566 nt
Organism: Pseudomyrmex gracilis
Lineage: Eukaryota; Metazoa; Arthropoda; Insecta; Hymenoptera; Formicidae
Exons: 3
Coding region: 362-3193 (943 amino acids)
Source: RefSeq, a predicted model, not a curated record